This is a messenger RNA of Syngnathus typhle (broad-nosed pipefish), 3840 nucleotides long. RefSeq names its product ER degradation-enhancing alpha-mannosidase-like protein 3. Gene Ontology annotation, molecular function: mannosyl-oligosaccharide 1,2-alpha-mannosidase activity; calcium ion binding. The coding region runs from base 298 to 2730 and encodes 810 amino acids. Gene Ontology annotation, cellular component: endoplasmic reticulum; membrane. Lineage: Eukaryota; Metazoa; Chordata; Actinopteri; Syngnathiformes; Syngnathidae. Gene Ontology annotation, biological process: mannose trimming involved in glycoprotein ERAD pathway; endoplasmic reticulum mannose trimming; carbohydrate metabolic process. The transcript is spliced from 21 exons. The record is from RefSeq and is a predicted model, not a curated record.
GUAAUUAGCAUAUAUGACGUCAUCAAGCCUACAAGCUAAUGGCGUUCCCUGCAUAGUACUGAGGACUGCCUCCUGGAUGCCUUUUGACAGCUCGCAACAGGACGUCAGGGGACGGUAUGGCCGGGGUAUUUCCUGGCGACGUGUCCCCGGCCGUUCGCCUCUGCCAUCUGAACGACCCUUCACGUGGGGUGACCUCAACAUGACCACAUGAUCCAGGUCGCAAUAAUAAUGCGGGGGAGAGAGAAAACCAACAUCCAUUGAUGUUCUCGCCACUAAUGUGCAGCUAAAUCAACGAAGAUGUGUUGGUUUCAAAUCUUCCUGAUUGUCAGUCUUGUUGACUGGGUGAGAUGUCAAGAGAGCCAACACAUGACAACAGAGGAGAUGAACACAAUCAGGGAUCGAAUAGUUGAGAUGUUUGAUCAUGCUUAUGGAAGUUACAUGAAAUACGCCUAUCCGGCCGACGAGCUGAUGCCCCUAAGCUGCAAAGGGAGAGUCCGAGGCCAGGAGCCUAACCGAGGCGACAUUGACGAAUCUUUGGGGAAGUUCUCGCUUACACUGAUCGACACGCUCGAUACCCUGGUGGUAUUAAACAAGCUGGAUGAGUUUGAAGAUGGCGUGAGGAAAGCGGUGCAGGAUGUACGCCUGGACAAUGACGUGGUGGUAUCGGUGUUUGAGACCAACAUCAGAGUUUUGGGGGGCCUUUUAGGGGCCCAUGUAAUGGCUGACCUGCUCCGUCAGCGAGGGGGGAGGAUGCAGUGGUAUGAAGAUGAGCUCCUCAACAUGGCGACGGAGCUCGGCCAUCGAUUACUACCUGCCUUCAACACCUCAAGUGGCCUUCCUUACCCCAAGGUGAAUCUGCGUUACGGUGUCCAGAACCCACUUUCCCGUACGGGCACAGAGUCGGACACGUGCACAGCUUGCGCGGGAACGAUGAUCCUGGAAUUUGCGGCCCUGAGCAGACUGUCAGGAGAGUCUGUGUUUGAGGAAUAUGCCCGAAGAGCUCUGGAUGUCCUCUGGGAGAGGCGGCAGAAAGGAAGUGACCUGGUGGGGACUGUCAUCAAUAUCCACAAUGGAGAAUGGGUCAGACGGGACAGCGGAGUCGGUGCUGGCAUCGACUCGUAUUAUGAAUACUUAAUGAAGGCCUACAUUCUUCUGGGAGAUGACGUUUUUCUGGAAAGGUUUAACAUUCACUACAGUGCCAUUAUGAAGUACAUCAGUCAGCCUCCCCUGCUGCUUAACGUGCACAUGCACAACCCGACGGUGAGCGUGCGGAGCUGGAUGGACUCGCUGCUGGCGUUUUUCCCCGGCUUACAGGUCUUGAGAGGAGAUCUGAAACCGGCCAUUGAAACCCAUGAGAUGCUCUACCAGGUCACCAAACAGCACAAAUUUCUUCCAGAGGCUUUCACCACAGAAUUCCGAGUUCACUGGGGCCAACACCUCCUGAGACCAGAGUUUGCAGAAAGCACCUACUACCUCUACAAGGCCACCGGCGACCCCUAUUACCUCAGAGUGGGCCAGUCCAUCGUGGAAAAACUCAACGCUUAUGCCCGAGUGCCUUGUGGGUUUGCUGCUGUGCAAGAUGUCCGCACGGGGACGCACGAAGACAGGAUGGACUCGUUCUUCCUGGCAGAGAUGUUCAAAUACUUAUACCUGCUGUUCACGGAGAAGACGCAGCUUCCCAUCGACAUCGACAACUACAUCUUCACCACAGAGGCCCACCUUCUGCCCGUGUCUCUAUCCACUACACAGCCAUCUUGUCUAGGCAACAAAACAGAAACCGAUGCUGAGGCCUACAAAGAAGAUCUCUUCACACACACUUGCCCGAGCAUGGACACGUUGUUCCCAAACAACCCUUCGUUUGCCAAAAGCAUCCGGGACGGCUACAAGUACCUGACGGGGGUUGGGCGAGCUGUCCAUCAUUCACCUAUCAGACAAAUUGAAUUACCAUUUCAUGAUAGUGGCAUCGAGCCAGUGGAGUUCCUAAAAAGAAUGGGCAUUUCCCUCAUGCCGCUGAAUGAUUUCAGUACAGGAGACAGCGGAAAAGAGCAUAAAGGAGUCUACCGGAUGAAACUUGUAGCUGAGGUGAGACAAACGUUUGAGGAGGAGGAGGAAGUGGUGCCUCACGUGGUGCAGCUUAUAUCCCCUCCGUUUCUGGGGAGGACCGUGCUAACGGCGGGCCCGGCCAAGUUUGGGAUGGACCUGACCAAGCGAGAGCACGGUGUGAAGGGCAGCGUAGCGAAGGCGUCCCCUUACACAGCAUGCGGCCCACUCGAGAAUCCGGCUGAGCUGAAAGGCCACAUCGCCCUGGCGCUGCGCGGCGACUGCAUGUUUGGCGCUAAAGCACGCUGGCUGCAGGAGGCGGGCGCCAUAGGAGUCAUCUUCAUCGACCACAGGGAGGGAAGCAACAGCGAGGAAACGCCGCUCUUCCAAAUGGUCGGCGACGGCGGCCCCACCGACGACAUCGCCUUGCCGCUGGUUUUCCUGUUCGGUCGCGAGGGCGCCGUGCUGGCCGCGGCCCUGCAGGAACAUCAAAAUGUCGACGUGCUGCUGCUGCCUCAAGAGAGGCAGCUGGGCCACGGUAAAACAGACAAACCAGUUCUCAACAUUAAACUCAGACUUUCCGAAGAGGAGGACCUACAGGAGGAGGAAGAGGAAGAGGAGGAGGAUGAAUCUGAAUCCAGCAAGACCACGCUGGCGGUGCUUCUCGAUGAAAGUGAGGAUCUCAAAUGAGAUGAACAUCCCGAGUAGCUUACGUUGCACUAUAUGGUGUGAAUACGAGCCUUGCAGGUUCAUGUGUAAGAACACAAAACCGUGACCGCACAAGCUUCGGAGAGCCAACGGCCGCACGCCCACAGUGAAAAUGGAGCUUUAAUCCUCUGUUUUGAGAUGAGACUAAAGUAGGUCACUCCGGGCAUAAGCUGUUCUCAUAGUUUUAAUAUUCUGAGCUUGUUGCUGCCUGAUUGAACCUCCUGCGUCGCUUUUGGUCGGCACCUACGACUGACUCGGACUUAACACGAUACCUCACCUUUUGGGAGGAUUCAUGUAAGGUAGAAAAAAAAAAAGUUUUUAAUCUAGAUGUGCACCUUUUUACUCGAGGGUUAAUGAUAAGGAAUGAAUAGCUGCAAUGUGAACGAUUCAAUACGUGAGGAGAUGAUUUGAGUUUGUAUGCAACUUCAGGGAAUUAGGGUAUGAAUAUUUUAUUUUCUGCAGUUGAGAAUGGGUGCGUUGGGAUAUUUUUUUUUUUCAUCACAAUGCACAAGAUUUCAGUCUCAACUUCUAUGUUAAGACAAUAUAGCCAGAAUUCUGUCUUCACUUUGUCACAUUCCAAGAAAGGAAGAAACAGUCUUGUAUUUUCAGGCAACAACGUUAUUGUGCCAGUUUCAAAGUGUGCAAUAUUUAUAGGACUUGAAAUGAUUUGCGUUAAAGUACGGAUGAGUUACUAUAAGAUAGUUCUUGAUGCUAGAAUAUGAAGAAAAAGAAAAGAAAAUCACACGACUUAGACCAUACAGCUGUUUUUUUCCCCCCCUUUGUUUGCACAGUGAAACCUUUCCAUCAUGCUGCUCAUUUUCAAUUUUUUGUUCACUCAUCCUAAUGAUUGAAUGCACCCUAUUUUUGAGUUUAUGAAGUAGGGGACUUGGACAUUUAUACCUCAGGACUGCUGUUCACACAGAAAUGGAUAGGAUAUGAAUUUUCAAUUGUAUUUUCCUGUUUUUGUACGGCAGUCGUCAGUUUCCGAAGCUGUCACGCCAUGAGUGGCUGAAAUGUGCCCCGCCCAAAAAAAAAAAAAAGAUAAAAGGCCCCUGUCUCAGAACAAAAGCAUAAUAAAAAAAAUAUAAUUCC